Molecule: messenger RNA, 816 nt
Organism: Phytophthora sojae
Lineage: Eukaryota; Oomycota; Peronosporomycetes; Peronosporales; Peronosporaceae
Exons: 3
Coding region: 1-816 (271 amino acids)
Biological process (GO): protein methylation
Cellular component (GO): nucleus
Molecular function (GO): protein methyltransferase activity
Source: RefSeq, a predicted model, not a curated record
AUGAGUAGCUCCCCGCAGACGCCGCAGCAACCCGAUGACUACGAGGACUUCUUCAGCACGGACCUGUUCGUGAACCGCGACUACGAGACGCAGGAGUUCGACUUCGGCGUCGUCAAGCAGCAGCUCUUGUGCUCCCAUGCCGCCUCCACAGACCACGACCUGACCGGCCAAGUGGUGUGGCCGGUCUCGGCCUUCCUGGCCUGGUACCUCGUGACCCACCGCGAGGAGAUCGCUGGCAAGACGGUGGUGGAGCUCGGCGCCGGCGCUGGGCUCAGCGGACUCGUCGCCUCUCAGUUCGCAGCCCACACCGCUCUAACGGACGGCAACGACAUCGUGCUGGAGCUGCUGGAGGAGAACGCCGAAGCCAACGCCGACUCCAGCAAAGUGCAGGCGCUGCCGCUGCUCUGGGGCGACCACGAGAGCGUGGAAGCCUUCGAGCGAGCGUUCCCGCACCCCGUGGACGUGCUCAUCGGCGCCGACGUCGUCUGUUGGCCCAUUCUGGUCAAGCCCAUUCUUCAGACCAUCAAGUAUCUGCUGCUUCGGUCGCGGAACCCGCUGGAGACCAAGUUCUGCUGCGGCUUCGUGUGCCGCGCGCAGUCCACCGAGGACCUGCUGUUCAAGGAGGCCGUGGCCUUCGGCUUCCGCUUCGAGCGCGUCAGAGACGACGAUUUCCUCCCCACGCCGCGACCUGCAGACGUCACCUCGAACCGCGAGCUGCAGCUGAUCGUGUUCUCGCUCGACCCGCAGAAGCCCAACUGGAACGAACCUGUGCGCUUCGCGGACGCGGAGCUCACGAAUCUGCAGACAGCAUGCUAG